Mitosporidium daphniae is the source of this 609-nucleotide messenger RNA. RefSeq lists its product as uncharacterized. NCBI's taxonomy places the organism in Eukaryota, Fungi, Microsporidia. Gene Ontology annotation, biological process: methylation. The record is from RefSeq and is a predicted model, not a curated record. Gene Ontology annotation, molecular function: protein methyltransferase activity; nucleic acid binding; S-adenosylmethionine-dependent methyltransferase activity. Gene Ontology annotation, cellular component: eRF1 methyltransferase complex. The transcript has 3 exons. The coding region runs from base 1 to 609 and encodes 202 amino acids.
AUGGCGUAUACGAGCCUUCAGGUCCGUUCUAGCCACCAAAAUUUCAUAGAAGAUUCAUAUUUACUUCUUGACGCCAUAGAGGCGCUGUACUCGACACCGACAUCUCAUAUCCCCGUACUUGCCUUGGAAAUUGGAACCGGAAGCGGGAUCAUCUCUGCAUUUGUUAAAGGGAUCCUCAAAGGAAACACUUUUGUUCUGGGGAUCGAUAUCCAUUUAAAGGCAAUCGAGGCUUCGCAUCAUUGUGCGCUUUUGAAUCGCUGCCAGAUUAAUUUGGUCAAUGCCGAUGCGCUUACAUGUGGUUUUCGGCAAGCUUCGCUCUUUGAUUUGAUUGUUUGCAAUCCGCCAUAUGUCCCCACUACGGAGGAGGAGCUUUUAGAUGCCGUUGGAUUGGAGAAAUCGUGGGCAGGCGGCCCCACAUCUGGCACCAACUCGAUGAUUUCAUAUUUGCUGUCGCAAGGUGUUCUUGAGUCGAUGCUCUCACCGAUCGGCGGAACUUUUCUGCUUUUGGUGGAAUCUGCCAAUCGACCUAUGGAUCUAAUUGCUCGGUUUUUGAAUUGCCAUUCUCCAGAGCAUUGGUGUAUUGAUGUACAUUUUCGUGCUUAUUUGUAG